This is a messenger RNA of Cercopithifilaria johnstoni, 990 nucleotides long. Lineage: Eukaryota; Metazoa; Nematoda; Chromadorea; Rhabditida; Onchocercidae. The record is from the annotation of a GenBank genome assembly.
AUGUUGGCACUAAGAUGCAAGAAACUCUUACUUUUGUUAGUAAUAAUAGAUAUUUACCAAAUAACGAUAGCUAAUAAAAUCACUGAGCUACGAAUGUACGGAGUUGAACCAACUAUGAGUGAUUCUUACUUUUGUACAGUUGCUCCACUCGAUUCUACUAUGGAACAUUAUAUUGUUGGAUACAAACCUAAUGCAACAAUGCAAAAGGCUCAUCAUAUGCUCCUGUUUGGAUGCAGUCAGCCAGGCAGUGAUGAGGCCAUUUGGGAUUGUGGAGAUAUGACAACAGUUGGACCAAACUUUCAAAGAGCACCAAUUUGUAUUGAUCAACCAAGAAUAUUGUAUGGGUGGGGUAGAAACGCACCUGAAUUAUACCUUCCGGAAGGUGUCGGAUUCAAGGUUGGUGGAAACACAGAUAUUCAAUAUCUCGUACUGCAAGUACAUUAUAUGGGAAAAGUCGGACCUGAUUAUUCUGGUGUGAGUAUCGAAUCGACAAUUGAACCAUUAGAUAAACAAGCGUCCACCCUACUGAUGGUCACCGGUGGCACAUUACCUGCAAAUAAAAGAGAAACAUUCGAAACGGCAUGUAUUGUCAAUGAGGACAUUGAAAUGCAUCCUUUUGCCUUCCGUACACAUACUCAUCGUCAUGGUGAAAUGGUUAGUGGAUGGGUGGUACGACAAAAUGAGUAUGGUCAGGAUAACUGGGAGUUAAUUGGCGAACGGAAUCCGCUCUUACCACAAAUGUUUGAACGAGUUAACAAGAACAUUACAAUUCGGCAAGGCGAUGUGAUAGCAGCUCGUUGUGUACUGAACAACAAGGAAGAUCGGGAAAUUACAGUGGGAAAUACAGCUGAUGAUGAGAUGUGCAAUUAUUAUCUCAUGUAUUGGGUUCUGGGAGAUCGUAUUCUCAGGGACAACACAUGCUAUUCACCUGGCCCACCAGAAUAUUAUUGGAGCAGCGAAGCAGAGUUAAACAAUAUCCCAAAAAUAUGA